This is a messenger RNA of Mollisia scopiformis, 2050 nucleotides long. RefSeq names its product cytochrome P450. Lineage: Eukaryota; Fungi; Ascomycota; Leotiomycetes; Helotiales; Mollisiaceae. The coding region runs from base 27 to 1646 and encodes 539 amino acids. Gene Ontology annotation, molecular function: oxidoreductase activity, acting on paired donors, with incorporation or reduction of molecular oxygen; iron ion binding; monooxygenase activity. The record is from RefSeq and is a predicted model, not a curated record. The transcript is spliced from 9 exons.
CUUUUCCCUCCAAAACUACCCUCACAAUGCUCGCAGCGUCGCUCCAGGAAGCUUUUCAGACCGCCUUAGCCGCGAUCAAAUCCUGGCUUCUGACAGGAGCAGAAUCCAUCUUGCGCCACCCAAUUCUGAUCGUUGCGGUCCUGAUAUUUUGUUCUUCAUUCGCACAAAUUAUUUAUUUGAAAUAUUUUCAUGCCCUCGCACGGUUCCGCGGACCAUUCUUGGCACCAAUCUCCAAUGGCUUCUGGUACUACACAAUCCUCGGGGGACGUGGCCCAUGGAGAAAUCACAGAUGGCAUCAGAAAUGGGGCCCGAUCGUACGGAUCGCUCCCAACCAUCUAAGCUUCAGCUCACAUGCCGCUCAAAAAUUCAUCUAUGGCUUUGGGACUCGGAGCGUGCCGUCGAUGAUCAAGGACCCCAUCUUCUUUACCCCUGAAGUCGACCAUUCGAUGAACAUUAUUAAUGAGACGGACCGUGAGGAACAUUCACGAAUGCGACGAAUGCUGAGUUUCGCAUUCAGCAACUCUAACUUACUGGAGAACGAAGAUGUGCUUGUUCGAAGAACAGACCAAUUUGUUAAGACCCUGGCAGAAGUGAACAAGGAUGCCAAUGGAAGUGGGAAGCGAGGAUUCAACAUUGUGCAACAAUUCAAUUAUGUCACUUUCAACAUCAUGGGAGAGAUGUCGUUCGGCGACUCCUUUGAUAAGCGACUGGAAGAACAACCUGAACAUCGAUAUCAUUGGGCAGAUGUUAUUGUAGACACAACCUACAUGAAUGACGUUAUGCGAGCAGUUUGCGUUAUUCCAGGUCUCUUCUCGUUCUUGGAAUGGUACAAGACGGGUCUUAUGAAGAAGACGCUGUAUCGACAUGCCGAAUAUGCGACUGAGCAUACUGAGGCUCGCCUCAAGAUCGAGACCAAGCGAAAAGACUUCACGUACCACAUCCUCACCUCCAAAGGUCCUCAUCCCACAAAUCUCGAAAUGGGUUCCCACUUCAACGUGAUAAUGAUGGCGGGUGCAGUCACAACGGCAACUUUCCUUGCAGGUGUAACCUACUACCUAGGCCACAACAGAGCUGCUCUUUCUCGACUCCAACACGAAGUCCGAACUCGGUUCAACGGUCUAGACGAAAUAACCAGUAAAGCAUUGAUGGAAUGCGAAUAUUUGAAUGCGGUCGUUGAAGAGGGGUUGAGGAUCUAUCCACCUGCUGGUGCGGGACACUUGAGUAGGAUCGUACCCAAAGGUGGAUGCGAGAUUGAGGGGGAGUGGAUUCCUGAAGGCACUCGAGUAUCAGUCCACCAAUGGUCCGUCCUCCGCGACCCCCUCAACUUCUGGAACCCAAGCGCAUUUAUCCCCGAACGCUGGAUGAAGAACGAGCCCGAAGGACAAGGUGGAGACAGACUCGAAACCAGUCUGCCAUUCUCAUACGGACCACGAGGUUGUCUUGGACGAAACUUGGCAUACCUAGAAAUGCGCAUGGUGCUGGCAAAACUCUUCUGGCAAUAUGAUCUCGCCUGGUUCAACAGCGAUGAGAUUGAUUGGGAGCGAGAUACUAAGGGCUAUACCCUUUGGGAGAAGCCUGAUCUGCGAGUCUUGCUCAGAGAUCGUCUCGCUUCGACGCCUUCUUCGCCUUCGAUUUUGAAGCUUUGAUGUUUAAAACGAACAUCAAGGAGUAGAAUUUCUUUAUGUGGCUUCCUUGAGUCAUUUCCUUGAUCUUGGCUUCUUGGAGAUUUGGCUAGCGCUUUAAAAUUCUUCUUGGUAGUGGCGGUGGUGGCUUGACUUCUUGCUUGGUGGUGAGGCUUUGAAAAUUUUUGGUGCUCGACUAUUCUUUGCAAAUUGUUUCCUUUGUCAGAUUGCAUUGAUUUCGGAAUUUGAUAAUGCAUGGCAUGGCGUGGAGGAUACCACUCAUUAUGAUACCAAUUUAUUAGCGUCGUUCUCCUUUGGUCUGCUUGUUUUGGCGCGGUUGUACGUAAUGUUGGGGCGCAAUCUGAUUCUGGGGCAUUGAUGUGGAAUGUGUGUUGAAGAGAUUGGAACCUUCUGGAAGAUUAGACCAG